This is a messenger RNA of Bipolaris victoriae FI3, 1788 nucleotides long. RefSeq lists its product as hypothetical. The record is from RefSeq and is a predicted model, not a curated record. Lineage: Eukaryota; Fungi; Ascomycota; Dothideomycetes; Pleosporales; Pleosporaceae. The transcript is spliced from 5 exons. The annotation marks the transcript as partial.
GUGCACAAUGUCAAGCGGACUAUCUUCACCGCCCUUGGUGCGAAAAAGAGACGUUUGGACGCUGCCGAUACUGCACGUUGCGCAUCGGUGCUGCUGAAGUUUGGUCCAGGCAAGUACUCCGAAGACAUUGUAAAAGCUUCUGAGGAGAAGUCACAACAUACGCUAGUUGCCGACGGCGUCAUUGAGAAGUUCAAAGCUCUCAGCCAGCACAGCUAUACGGUGACCACUCUAUUUUGCCUGUUUCAAGCAACGCGCAUCGUCAGCUCUUUCGAGUUCUUGAACAUGCAGGGUGCAAGUGAGCUGGGCUCCACGAAGGCUACAGAGGCUGCCAAUCUCAUCUCAGCCUAUUUCAAAGCUCUAUCCGCCGCCCCAAAGGCUGCGUCAACCCCCAACAACCCGUUUGUUCUAGGCUAUGGUCUUACACAGAAGCUUGAGGACAUCCCUGCUGGAGAUAAAGACCGGGCGGAAAACGUUCCCUACUUCAUCCCCAGACGAUUCGACCUGACCGUGACGACAGGAGACGGAGAAUAUUCCAGUGGUGUCAUCAACUACUGUCUUCUUACACACAGACCAAUGAACGACCCCAAUAGAGCAAGUGGUGAAGGCCUCAGGUCAAUUGACUACGAGAAAGAUGUCGGCGCCGGCUUCUGGGACGCUGGAAACACAGCCUACAAGCGCAUCAGGGCAGAUGGGAAAGCAAGUGGAGCCGAUGGAGUCAUGGCUUUCUCACGUGAGAUCUUUAGAGACUACUGGCUAACGCAGAACUUUCUCUCCUACUUCAAAGUGGAUAUGAACGCUUUGGGUAAAGACCUGGUCCCUCAAGACGAUCAUGUUGCCAGUGCGCAGCCGACAGCAAGUUACAACGAACAGAUCGCUGCGGGGUAUGAGGGACAAGUAAACAAACUCUGCCUAAAACAGGAUUAUGAGUUCCAGCCGAUGAAAUGUCAAGACAUGGACACAGACAAUAUGAAACAAUCGGAAGAGCUGUCUGCGUUCCUGAGUUUAGUGCUCACGGCUUCAAAAGCAAUCGGUCUGGAGCUGAAGUAUUUCCAGCGACGCCAAGCUCGAGGCAUCGCAGAGGCCAUUCUGACCUACACCAGUGAUGUGCAAAAGAACCCCAAUCUUGGCAAGUCGUCCGAUACGAACCGUAAAAUCUACUUCGAUAUUAAUAUGCGCUCACUAUUGUCAAUCACGCAAGAAGCCUCUGGCAUCUGCAAUAUAAAUCGCCUGUUCGAAGACAAAAAACGUGUGGCACUGUGGACACUCACUGGUGGCGUCGGACUCGCUGCCGACAUGAUAGCCAACCGACAGUGGUUCAUCAACGUUUUCACUGAAUGGCGCGCUGCUCGACGGGCUAAUAUCCAGAUCGUCACCAAGGCAGGCUUUGACCUGUCUCCUGCCAGCGACACGUGGUCACUCACUCUUGACCAGGACAAGAGUAGAACGACGGUCCCCAUCGGCGCAGAGGAGCUGCCAAGGCAGGUCAAUCCUCCAGUCUCCUUCACCACCCUAGAGAAUAUUAUGGAGGUACAGAAGAUGGUGGACCUGAGUAAGCGUAUGCAGGGCGAUGGUGUCAUCAUUGACCUCGAGAACCACGAUAUGUUCAAGGAGUUCGGAACCUCCAAGGGGAUGGAUGGCUUCGCUAAGCCUGCCAACCAGUGGGCUUCCAGCUUCGAGUCUCGUCUAGAGACAACAAUGGCUGCGCUUGCGAGCUCUUUGAUGACCAAGUUGAUCUUACCGGCAGGCAAUGUCUUUGAGUUCAAGUCACUAAACACGGAUACUGAAGGC